Messenger RNA from Salvelinus namaycush (lake trout), 2544 nucleotides. Its product is annotated as dipeptidyl aminopeptidase-like protein 6. The transcript is spliced from 26 exons. Gene Ontology annotation, molecular function: serine-type peptidase activity; dipeptidyl-peptidase activity. Gene Ontology annotation, biological process: proteolysis. The coding region runs from base 1 to 2544 and encodes 847 amino acids. The record is from RefSeq and is a predicted model, not a curated record. NCBI's taxonomy places the organism in Eukaryota, Metazoa, Chordata, Actinopteri, Salmoniformes, Salmonidae.
AUGGCUUCGAUGUAUCAGAGGUUCACGGGCAAGGUCAACACCAACAGAUCUUUCCCCAACCCACCUGAGUCGAGCCACCUACUCGGCGGGCAAAUCAUUGAAGACGAGAACGUGGUGAAGACUCCGCGACCCGGUCAAGACUUACGGCCCCGUUUCCAAUACCAACAACAGAGGCGCGCAUGCGAGGACGAGGAGGAUGAGCUGGUGGGGAGUAACCCUCCUCAGAGGAACUGGAAGGGUAUUGCGAUCGCCCUGCUUGUCAUUCUGGUCAUCUGCUCCCUGAUCGUCACCUCGGUCAUCCUGCUGACACCAGGCGAGGAUGACAGCUUGGCCCUCAAGGGGAAACUGACCGUGGGGGACAUCUUCAGGAAGGACUUCAAGGUUCACGACCCUGAGGCCAAGUGGAUCAACAGUAAUGAGCUACUGUAUCGCACACGUGAGGGGGAUGUUGUCAGGCUCAACAUGGAGACAUAUGAGAGGACAGUACUGGUGCACAACAAAAAGUUUGAAAUGUACAAAGCCAGCAAGUAUGAAGUGUCUCCUGACAUGAAGCAUGUGCUGCUCGCCUACAACGUGGCACCGGUAUACCAGCACUCGUUCACUGCCUUCUACAUCAUCUGCAGCCUGGAGACUCCGGAGACAUGGAACCUGAACCCUCCAGAGGUACGGAACGCCCAACUGCAGUAUGCAGGCUGGGGACCCAGGGGCCAGCAGCUGAUUUUUAUUUUUGAGAACAACAUCUACUACCGUUCGACAGUGGAGAGCCGAUCGAUCCGUCUGGUUUCCACCGGCAAGGAGGGGGUCAUCUUCAAUGGGCUCAGCGAUUGGCUGUACGAAGAGGAGAUCUUCCAGACCCAUAUUGCCCACUGGUGGUCUCCGGAUGGUGCCCGGCUGGCAUAUGCCACCAUCAACGACACUAUGGUGCCCAGGAUGGAGAUCCCUAUGUUCACAGGAACUACUUACCCUACCGGGAGGGAGUAUCACUAUCCUAAGGCUGGGGAGGAAAAUCCAGUCAUCUCUUUGUAUGUGGUCAACCUGAACGGGCCCCUGCACAUCAUCGAGAUGAGGAGACCUGAAGACCCGAGGAUGGGAGAGUACUAUGUCACCAUGGUGAAAUGGGCGACUACCACCAAACUGGCAGUGAACUGGUUAAACAGAGCCCAGAACAUAUCCAUGCUGACGUUGUGUCAGGCCACCACCGGCGUCUGCACCAAGAAACAUGAGGACGAAAGUGAAAGUUGGCUACACAGACAGAAUGAGGAGCCGCUGUUCUCCAAAGACGGUCUGAAGUUGUUCUUCACCAGAGCCAUCCCACAGGGAGGCAGGGGCAAGUUCUUCCACAUCUCCAUGUCCAUCACACAGCCCAACACCAGCACAGACACGCUGCAGUCCAUCACGUCUGGAGACUGGGACGUCACCCAGGUUCUGGCCUACAACGAGGACAUCCAGCUAAUAUAUUUCUUGAGCACAGAGGAUGAUCCGAAACGCAGGCAUCUCUACAGUGCGGACACAGUGGGCCCUUUCAACAGACGCUGUCUCUCCUGUGACUUCUACGAAGGUUGUGGCUACGUCAGAGGCUCCUUCAGCCACAGCAUGAGCCUCUUCUUGCUUAGCUGCAAAGGCCCUGAUGUCCCGUUUGUAGCAGUAUACAGCACACAGGACAGACAGAAGGUGUUUGACCUGGAGACCAAUGAGAAUCUGAGGAUGAGGCUGGACUCCAUGCAGAUGCCCUGCGUGGAAUACAAGGAGAUCAACAUCGAGGAUUACACACUAACGAUGCAGAUCCUCAAACCUGCCAGCUUUGUGGACUCAUCGCACUAUCCUCUGCUCCUCCUUGUCGAUGGCACCCCCGGUGGCCAGAUGGUGUCAGAGCAAUUCCACAUAGACUGGGCCACGGUGCUGGUGAGCAGCUUCGGGGCAAUGGUGGUUCGCUUUGACGGGCGGGGCAGUGGCUUCCAGGGGACCAACCUGCUGCACCGCGUCCAGAGGAAGCUGGGCGUGUUCGAGGAGAAGGACCAGCUGGAGGCCCUCAGUAUUAUAUCUAAAGAGCCAUAUGUUGACAAGACCAGGAUUGGAGUUUAUGGCAAGGUGUAUGGAGGCUAUGUGACCAGCCUGUUACUCAGCGCCGAGGAUUCCCUGGUGAAAUGUGGUGCGGCUCUCUCACCCAUCACGGACUUUGACCUAUAUGCAUCAGCGUUUUCAGAGAGAUACCUGGGACAGCCCAAGCCUGACCCAAGAGCAUAUGCGAUGGCCAAUCUAGCACACAGGGCAUCUCAGUUCCUGGACAAGAAGUUUCUGAUUGUUCAUCCAACAGCAGAUGAAAAAGUGCAUUUCCAGCACACAGCGAAAUUCAUCGCCCAGCUGAUCAAUGAAAACGCCAACUACACUCUGCAGAUCUACCCAGACGAGGGCCACUUCAUCCACAGCGAGGCCACGCGGCAGCACCUCAGCCAGUCACUGGUCAACUUCUUCGAGGAGUGUUUCCGGCUACCGGACAACGUGUUCGAGGAGAUACUGGAGGAGGAGAUCGAGGAAGAGGGUUAG